CACAAGCCAAGCGCACGCGGCAGCGGAAAAUCGGAAAACCCAGUCGCCAGUUGCCAGUUGCGAGUUAUACAGGCGCCGACAAGCGACGAAGUGAAAAGUCGCAGUUGUUUUUGCUCCUUGUCUUCAGUUCGCCGUGAAUCCUCGAAUCGUUCGGACGUGUGUCCGUGUCGCGCGGAAUUAAAUAUUUGACUAAUCAACGAAAGACGUAAUUGUUGGCGCGGUCUCGGAAAUUAAGCAUUUCGAAAAUAUUUUAAGAAAACAAAUCAACAAUUAUCAGCAAUUAUUUCUGAUCAACGAGGGCAACGAAUUCUUUUGGAUUUCGUUAAAAUGAGAAAAUGACAGCAAAACGUGAUAAGGAUUACUCGAAAAAUAAAUCAGCACCUGGCAUCGGAUUCACCGCCGCCGGCUCAACAAAUGGCAGCGGCAUAAAGUCCAUCGGGCUGGUUAGCUCGACGCAGAAUGUGACUUCGUCGCAGGACAUCAGCAAGCGGACAAACAAACCACUCAUGGAGAAGCGACGGCGGGCGAGGAUCAACCAGAGCCUGGCCAUCCUGAAGGCCCUCAUCCUCGAGUCCACCAAGAGCCAGAAUGCCAAGAACGGCGAGGGCCAGGCGAAGCACACCAAGCUGGAGAAGGCCGACAUCCUGGAGCUGACCGUCCGUCACUUUCAGAGGCAUCGCAACCUCGACGAUCCCACGGUCAACAAAUACCGAGCUGGCUACACGGACUGUGCCCGCGAGGUGGCUCGAUACCUGGCCACCCCGGAGCCACCGCCCAUGGGCACCAUGCCCACUUUGGCGGAGCCGGGCUCCAAGGCGCGCCUCCUGCGACACCUGGACCAGUGCAUAGCCGAGAUCGACGUGGAGAUCUGUCCCCACUCGACGGCCACCUUUGCCGAGAGUCCCAGCAGCAGCAGUUGCUUUGACCUGAACCACACCAAGAAGUCCUCCCAGCCGGAGGAGCACUCGCUGGACUACAGCAGCCAGGACUCGAAUCCCCUCGACUACAGCAAGGGUCUGAAGUUGGUGGCCGCGGAGCAGAGAACCCUGCCGGUUACUCCGGCGCCGCAGGACGAGAACAACAAUCGUGGUCUGCAGGCGCAGGCGCAAACUCCCAUACCGAUUCAGGUGCAGAACCCGGCACAAAGUCAGCCCUCGCCGCAGGAUGCAGUGGCUCCCAGCUCGGAGCUGAGCUACGAGGAGGAUCGCAACAAGGUGUGCGCCAAUGUGCUGGAGCAGUACAAGCAGCAGCUGAAGGCGCAGGUGCAGCAGCAACCCGAGUCCGCCAAUGGAGUCUUGGUCCUGCCACCGCACUACGUUCAACUGGCGGCUGCUUUGGGAUUGAGUGCCCAGCCCCUGGUGGAUCCAAUAGCCACCCGCACGGACUUCGAGCGGUUGAUCGAGCUGCAACGGGUGCAACCCCAUUUGGCCGGCAAGCUGAGUCCCAGCUUUCCCGGUGGCCUGGAGGCGGCCCACGUGGCUGCCGCUGCAGCAGCCGCUUAUGCCAACAGCAUGGCGGUGGCCGCAUCCGCCGGAGCCAAUGUAUCCGUUGCGGUGACGCCAUCGGCGCACCAGGAGCGGCCCGCCUCAGUGGCUGCCUCCGUAAGUUCCGGUGUCUCGGUGACGGAACUCAAAUCCAUGCCCGCCACGCAGCAAUCGUCGCCUCGAUCGGAGAGUGGCAUCGGUUCCAACGAGAACGAGGCUGUACCAGUGGCGAGUCCGCGUCCACAGACCAGCAAUGCCGCUCGACAGGCAUUGAGGCAACGCCAGGAGGAGGAGUACCACUACAUGGCCCAGGCGGCAGCGGCGGCGGCUGCUGCAGCAGCUGCUGCUGGACAGGACGAGAGCAUGUGGCGGCCCUGGUGAACCCCCGGUGGGUCAAAGAUCCUACCUACCCUAUGUACCAAGUAUGUAGACUGCACCAGUAUUGGUUGGAUGGAAAACACAGCCGGCAACCGGCUAGCAGCACCAACUGAACGCCAAGUGAAGGAUGAUACCGAUUGUUAUUACCAUUCGUUCCCCGCUCCUUUCCAAACUUGCAUUUCCUACCUGUGCCAAUGCCCCAAGAGACUCUCUACAAGACGGGUUCCAGAGCCAAGGAGAGCGAUUUUAUUUUUGCCCUGAACUCUGCGUUAAAUGUAUUUAAUUCAAUACUAAAAGCUAAAAUAUU
Messenger RNA from Drosophila ficusphila, 2169 nucleotides. RefSeq lists its product as uncharacterized. NCBI's taxonomy places the organism in Eukaryota, Metazoa, Arthropoda, Insecta, Diptera, Drosophilidae. Gene Ontology annotation, biological process: regulation of transcription by RNA polymerase II; regulation of neurogenesis; anterior/posterior pattern specification. Gene Ontology annotation, cellular component: nucleus. Bases 336 to 1865 code for a protein of 509 amino acids. The transcript is spliced from 3 exons. Gene Ontology annotation, molecular function: DNA-binding transcription factor activity, RNA polymerase II-specific; protein dimerization activity; RNA polymerase II cis-regulatory region sequence-specific DNA binding. The record is from RefSeq and is a predicted model, not a curated record.